AUGUUUUCCGACCGCGCUGGUAAAGUGGAGAUUAUUGUAUUUUUUGGGAAGUUUGCGCAAGGAGAGCACAGUGGGACCUCGUUAAAUGCUUACUGUUGUCCUGGACCACCAAAUAUUAAUCAACCGAUGGGAAAUGUUCAUGUGGGCAGUCCCGAUGCUUGGGCUUCUUGGAAUGAACCAACAAAUAACAGCAAUUUCGAUGAUUUCCAGAUGUAG
Loa loa (African eye worm) is the source of this 216-nucleotide messenger RNA. RefSeq lists its product as hypothetical. The record is from RefSeq and is a predicted model, not a curated record. The transcript has 2 exons. Bases 1 to 216 code for a protein of 71 amino acids. NCBI's taxonomy places the organism in Eukaryota, Metazoa, Nematoda, Chromadorea, Rhabditida, Onchocercidae.